AUGGCGCUGGAGCAGGCGCUGCAGGCGGCGCGGCUGGGCGAGCUGGACGUGCUCAAGGCCCUGCACAACGCCGGCCUGCUGGCCCCCUCGCUGCGGGACCCGCUGGACGCGCUGCCCGUGCACCAUGCGGCCCGCGCGGGCAAGCUGCACUGCUUGCGCUUCCUCGUGGAGGACGCGGGGCUGCCCGCCGCCGCCCGCGCGCGCAACGGGGCCACCCCGGCCCACGACGCCGCGGCCACCGGCCACCUCUCCUGCCUGCAGUGGCUGCUCGCAAGGGGCCGGUGCAGCGUGCAGGACAGAGACAAUUCUGGUGCCACAGUUCUGCAUCUGGCAGCCCGCUUCGGCCACCCGGAGGUCGUGGACUGGCUCCUGAGAUACGGCAGUGCAGAUUCCACCUUGGCCACAGAGACGGGGGCCCUGCCCGUCCACUACGCGGCUGCCAAAGGGGACUUUCCCUCCCUGCGGCUGCUCCUCCGACACCACCCCGACGGGGUGAACGCGCAAACCAAGAACGGUGCCACGCCCCUGUACCUGGCGUGCCAGGAGGGCCACCUGGAGGCGACGCAGCACCUGGUGCAGGAGUGGCACGCGGACCCGCACGCGUGCGCCCACGACGGCAUGAGCCCGCUGCACGCGGCGGCGCAGAUGGGCCACAGCGCGGUCAUCGCCUGGCUGGCGAGCUGCACCGACGUGAGCCUGUCGGAGUGCGAUCAGGACGGCGCCACGGCCAUGCACUUCGCGGCGAGCCGCGGCCACGCUAAGGUGCUCAGCUGGCUGCUGCUGCACGGCGGCGAGAUCGCGGCCGACCACUGGGGCGGGACCCCGCUGCACGACGCGGCCGAGAACGGGGAGCUGGAGUGCUGCCAGAUCCUGGUGGUCAACGGCGCGGAGCUGGACGUCCGCGAUCGCGACGGGUACACGGCCGCUGACCUCUCGGACUACAACGGCCACAGCCACUGCACCCGCUACCUGCGCACGGUGGAGAACCUGAGCGUGGAGCACCGUGUGCUGUCGCGGGACCCGUCAACGGAGCUGGACGCAAAGCAACCGGACUCGGGCAUGUCGUCCCCCAACACCACCGCGUCGGUGCAGCCACUGAACUUGGAUUUCAGCUCUCCUACCAGCACCCUGUCCAACUAUGACUCCUGCUCGUCCAACCACUCCAGCAUCAAGGGCCGGCGUCUCACUCAAGGGCUGCCCAGUACCAGAGCUGCAGCCAUUCAGAACUACAUGGACAUGCUGGAGCCGGAGCUGGGCCUGUCCAGGGGCACAGAGAAGACUACGUCGCCACCGCCACCACCCAGCUUCCCGCCGCCGCUGCCGCCAUCUGGCACCCAGGUGCCCCCACCCCCGCCGGGCUACCCAGCCCCCAAGCCUCCAGGAGGGCGCUCGGCCUCGGACAUCUACGUGCAAACCAAGAACAAGCUCCGCCAUGUGGAGCCUGAGACUGGCAAGGAAGAGGUAAGCCUCUGCGACGGGCACGGCCACGACAGGCUGUGGAGGCAGGACUCGGGCCGCAAGCCCCACACCUCCAGCCAGCGGCAGCCCAGCACGGGUGACUACUACCGGCAGCUGAGCCGCUGCCCCGGGGAGCCGCCGGCCGCGCGCCUGGGCAUGGCGCACAGCGGAGAGGUGGGUGCCCGCGUGCCCCUGCCACCACCUGCACCCGAGGUGCCCCCACCGGGCCGCCCCUCACUCCCCAGACCCUCCUUUCUGUCGCAGGCGGCGCUGCUCCCCCGUAACCAUGUGCACAACGGCUGCGCCUCGGACCCCAAGGCGCCCCGGGAGCUGCCACCGCCGCCGCCGCCACCACCCCUGCCAGAUGCCCUGAGCUCUCCGCCGCCGCCCGCCCCACCUCUGCCCGCCGAGGGCCCAGGCUGCGGGCAGCGACGCUCCUCCUCAUCCACCGGCAGCACCAAGUCCUUCAACAUGAUCUCCCCAACGGGCGAUAACUCGGAGCUGCUGGCCGAGAUCAAGGCCGGCAAGAGCCUAAAGCCGACGCCCCAGAGCAAGGGGCUGACCACGGUCUUCUCCGGCAGCGGACAGCCAGGUGCCCAGCCCUGCCGCUUCUCCCUGCAGCCGCUACCGGACUCCUCCACAGCCUCGGGGCCUGUGUCAACCGCCAGCUUCCGGGCUCGGAGUCCUACCCCACCGGCCCCGGGUCCAGCCUCAGUUGGGCCCCAGCCCCUGCUCAAUGGCACCUUGGCGCCCGCACCACCGGCCACCCCAGCGCCCGGGGUACAGCUGGACGUGGAGGCCCUGGUCCCCACCCAUGAUGAGCAGGGCCGGCCCAUCCCUGAGUGGAAGAGGCAAGUGAUGGUGCGGAAGCUGCAGCUCAAGAUGCAGGAAGAAGAGGAGCAGAGGCGGAAGGAGGAGGAAGAGGAGGCCCGGCUGGCCAAUGUGCCGGCCUGGAGGCGGGACAUCCUGCGGAAGAAGCUGGAAGAGGAGAGAGAGCAGAAGCGGAAAGAGGAAGAACGGCAGAAGCAGGAAGAUUUACAGCGGGAAAAGGAACAGUCGGAGCGGCUGCGAACGCUGGGCUAUGACGAGAGCAAACUGGCACCUUGGCAACGCCAGAUCAUCCUCAAGAAAGGGGACAUCGCUAAAUACUAGGCACCGGAUGGAGCUCGGGGGUCCCCAGACCCCGCCACCCUGGGUGGAUCCCCCUCCCUGCACUCCCCUCCCACUGCACCCCAGC
This is a messenger RNA of Suncus etruscus (white-toothed pygmy shrew), 2695 nucleotides long. It is a transcript of the gene ESPN, whose product is annotated as espin. Bases 1 to 2610 code for a protein of 869 amino acids. The record is from RefSeq and is a predicted model, not a curated record. Gene Ontology annotation, molecular function: actin filament binding. Gene Ontology annotation, biological process: actin filament bundle assembly. NCBI's taxonomy places the organism in Eukaryota, Metazoa, Chordata, Mammalia, Eulipotyphla, Soricidae. The transcript has 13 exons. Gene Ontology annotation, cellular component: cytoplasm.